CUUGUCAAGCAACCCCGGAGCUACUUCCCUUCCGAGUCUGCAUCAUGUCCGUCGCCAAAAAGGCCUCCCAUCUGUCUUCGACGUCCAUGCACACGACAUUUCCUACAAAAACGGUCGUCGUUCUGGGCGGUUCCUACGGAGGCUCAAGAGCUGUUCAAGUUCUUGCAAAGGGUAUGCCACAGGGUUGGAGAGUUGUUUUGGUAGAUAGAAAUUCACAUAUGAAUCACGUUUACAACUUCCCUAGAUAUGCUGUUCUAGCCGGUCACGAACAUAAAGCAUUUAUUCCAUACAAUAACUUCCCUACUAGUUCUCUGUCCGACAUUCCUUCAUGUUCAUCUCAUGUUCGGGUGCAAGCAACUAUCACCUCCAUAGACAACCAUCGCAUCACCCUCUCUCCGAAUCUGCCAGGAUCACAACAAUCAGACUUGGACUUAGACUUUGACUAUGCCAUUUAUGCUCUCGGCUCCCACUUGCCCCAGCCCAUAGACCUUUGGAGUCACCAAAAAGAAGGCAUAGUGAAGUCGAGUUUGGAACCACCAGAAAUACCAACCUACGGAGGAACGAAGUUGGAGGGUAUCUCAUCCCUCCAAGAACGCCAGAAACGCGUGGCGGCUGCCAGGUUCGUGUUGGUGGUAGGUGGCGGUGCGCUUGGUAUUCAGUUUGCUUCCGACAUCGCUGCGGUAUACCCACAAAAGCACGUCACGCUUCUGCAUUCCCGUCGUCGUUUAUUGCCAAAAUUUGACGACGCGAUGCAUGAAGAGGCCCUUCAAGGUUUGCAGGAGCUGAACGUUAGGGUUAUUCUUGGAGAGCGACUUGAUUUCGAGUCUCUCCAAUGCACAUCCGCUACGCAGGGAUCUUCCGAACCACGCGUAGUACGGACUCUAUCAGGGCAGGAGAUAUCUGCUGACCUACUGCUCCUAUGCACUGGUCAAACACCGAACACGGGGCUCCUUCGCGACAUGGACCCUCGUGCUGUAUCACCAGACACUGGACUGGCACGUGUUCUGCGCACUAUGCAACUUUGCGUCCCACCACCUUCUGAGUCUCACAAGCUUCAGGCAGAUGAUGUCCUACAUUAUCUAGAGAAGUUGACUCUUGAUGCAGAAGAAGGGUCAGAGUCGUCGUCGCCAUCGUCGCCAACUAGCACACAUGCCGACAUACCUUCGACGUCGCCCCUCUCAUCCACGGAUACCCUGGUGGAGUCCCACCUAUGCCAAAAGACUUUGUACUCCAACAUCUUUGUCGUGGGCGAUGCAGCAGACGCGUUCGACGCGAUCAAAGCUGGACAUACAUCAUAUUAUCAAGCGGAGGUUGCCGCCCGGAAUAUCCUACGCCUCAUCUCUCAAGAUGAGAAAGUUGGGAUUGCGGCCGGGGACGACCUAAGUUCGGAGCUCGAGGAGUAUGCGCCUGGGCCCCCGGCCAUAAAAGUGACCCUUGGUAUGACGAAGUCAGUAUAUGAGGUGGACGGGGUUGUGGGCACGAAAACUGAUGGUGUGGAAGAUUUGAAUGUUGCUAUUAUGUGGGCGGCGCGUGGAAUGCGCAAUGUGAGCGAGGAGGAAAUGUUUGAAUAACUGAUGUUUCGGUUUGUGGGCGGGAAAGCGCUUCGUGCAUUCGUCCCAUUCCGUAUAGUAUUUGUUCGUACCGACUGCAUGCAGUAAAAUAUGUUUGCUAUUGUUUUUCGAUGGGUGGCAGUGGCAAGUUGAAAACAAUGAGAC
Messenger RNA from Suillus discolor, 1715 nucleotides. RefSeq lists its product as uncharacterized. Gene Ontology annotation, cellular component: cytoplasm. NCBI's taxonomy places the organism in Eukaryota, Fungi, Basidiomycota, Agaricomycetes, Boletales, Suillaceae. Bases 45 to 1571 code for a protein of 508 amino acids. The transcript has 8 exons. The record is from RefSeq and is a predicted model, not a curated record. Gene Ontology annotation, molecular function: electron-transferring-flavoprotein dehydrogenase activity; flavin adenine dinucleotide binding.